Cadophora gregata is the source of this 2111-nucleotide messenger RNA. RefSeq lists its product as uncharacterized. The coding region runs from base 1 to 1920 and encodes 639 amino acids. The record is from RefSeq and is a predicted model, not a curated record. NCBI's taxonomy places the organism in Eukaryota, Fungi, Ascomycota, Leotiomycetes, Helotiales, Ploettnerulaceae. The transcript is spliced from 3 exons.
AUGUAUAUCUCAAGAAUACUCCCCACUUCUACCCCUCUAGAUUUGUCCACUUGUGCCCUCAGCCUCGUACUCUCGCUCCUGCUGGGCACUGUGAACACAGUGGCAGGCCACACGUUGUUCACAAACCUCUUUAUUGACGGCAUCGACGAAGGCGACGGCACCUGCGUACGCAUGCCGAUGACACCGCAUAAUGCUACAUUUCCGAUUGAUGAUCUCGAAAGUACAGACAUGGCAUGUGGGUACAACGGCAUGAACGGCGUCGCACGAGUCUGUCCCGUCCCAGCAUCCUCAAACCUAACAUUCCAGUUCCGCGAAUACCCAGACAACUCCCAACCCGGUGCCAUAGAAUCUUCCCACCUCGGGCCAUGCGCAGUCUACAUGAAGCACGUCGACUCAGCAAUCAAAGACCCAGCCGCAGGUGACGGCUGGUUCAAGGUCGCUUCUAUGGGCUACGAUCCCGAAAGCAAGAAAUGGUGUACACAGCAACUUGCCGAGAAGAACGGAAUCCUCGAUCUUGGUGUGAAGAUUCCGGAGAUGUUGGCGGGUGGGUAUUAUCUCGUUCGACCCGAGUUGUUGAGUUUACAUGAUGCGGACAAGGAUCCGUCAAAUCCACAGUUCUAUGCUGGAUGUGCUCAGAUCUUCGUCGCCUCAGAGGGCACCACGCUUCCAAAAGUUACGGUUAAGAUCCCGGGAUAUGUUGGGAUAAAAGACAAGUCUGUGCUGUUCGAUAUUUAUAAUCCCGUCUGGCCGUAUAUUGAGCCUGGACCAGAGGUUUACAAACCAGGACAGAGUCCAGGGAAGACGGUUAAGCUGCUGCAGAGACAGGAUGAGGGGUUAUUACCCGGGAAUGCGAGGAUCGUGAAUGCGAAUUGGUGGGGGGUUGAGCUUGAUCCGUACGGUGAUGAGGAUGGAUGUUGGAAUGCAAGCACAGCGUGUUUUUCACAAGCCGAUACAUGUUACAAGAGCGCUCCUCCAACUGGUUCAAAGAAUUGCAGGGUUUGGGAAAGCAGGUGUAGUGGUAUUCAAGGAGCGUGCAAGGAGCAUAUCUUUACUGGUCCACCGAGUUUCUCGUACCCGCCGAAUUUGCUGCCUCCUACGACUCUGAGCAGUACUGAAUCAGGGAAGUUAGAGACGACUUCGUUGACCAAGAGUCUUACCACGAUGUAUGUAGUUUCUUCAACGACAAGUCUCCCGACUUUGAGUAUUUCGAAAACGAUCUCCCCAACGCAUGAAGCAUAUCAACACCCAAAUUCAGAGUGCACGGCCAAAGCUCCAGCUCCUGUUCUUUCAGUAGCUUCUAGUAAGACUACCGUGAGCAUCAAGUCACCACCAUCACCAAAUCCAGGAGAUUUUACAUCCACGAGAACAAUUGUGAUUACCUCAACCGUCACUCACUCCUCCACUGAAUCCAGCGCUGGUGUUGUUGCUACCCAAAGUAUGGAGGCCUCAUCAACAUCUGUAGCUAUUUCUCAUUCAAGAUCUAUAGUAGCCUGCGCGCAAAAUGCAGGCUGUCUUAUUGCUGGUCUUGAUGACUCACUGCCAGCCUUUAAGAUCUUGCACGAGUCAAUAUCCCCGGUUUCCAAUGCCAGGCCUCAAAGGUCUGUCUCUGAUUCUUCUGAUCCUUCUUACAAUACAUCUGGUGAAGGCAGUUCACCUGAAGCCUUAUCCCCGUUCUCAAAUUCUGCUACCACGACACGUCCUAGCCCAAUCAUCGCAUCAGUACUUCCUACAUCUUGCUCCACCACCAGUUCGAGCACGCCGACAGAGACAGUCAUAUCUAUUGAAAUCAUACCUUCUCACCACAGGUCUUCUGAUACGUCACAAGCUAUCACCAUUUCUAAUACGGAGGCUUUGGUAGGGAACAGGAGCGGGAAUCCGGGUGAGAGAGUUGUGAGAUCGGGAGUGAUAUGGAGAGCAUAGAGUAGGUAAUUGUGCGUACACAACAUUGAGAGUGAGGCGUGAUAAUGUGCUGAGCUGGAACUCACUCACUGUCAAGUCAGGUAAUGUAGAAAUCAACAAGGUUCCCGGAGCAUUGAUGAAAUUAUGGAUGGAAGCUAUCAUGCUCGGCGAGGCUCAAUGUUGAUUUUACAUUUCCUGGAGCUACUGGUGCG